GAAGGUGCAUCUGACUUUCUUACUUCUGCAGUCAUCGAUGACGUGAUCCAGUGUCGUUUUGCACGUCAGAAAUUAUUGCCAGCUGAGAGAAGAAAGAGGGAGACAACAUUUGAUUUGAGUUCUGAUUAUUACAUGUUCAUAGCUAGAGGUCCCAAAUCUUCUGGUUCACUGAAUAAGCAUAUUGAUAUUCCAAUCAAAUCGGCUGAUAAGAUUGACUACACAUCAACCAAUGUUGUCACUGGGGUUGCAGGAGUAGAUCCCAAACUGAAAUCUCAUGCUAGUCUGAUGGUGAUUGGCUGGAUUGGUUUCUGUAGUAUAGCUAUCAUAUUUGCCAGAUUUAUGAAGCCAGUAUGGCCUAAUUCUCUGUUACUGGGAGAAAAAGUUUGGUUUACUUUUCACCGUAGUUUACAGAUACUCAAUGUACUGUGUUUUGUGACUGCAUUUAUACUAAUAUUUGUAUAUGUAGGAGGUUUUGUAACAUACAACAGUUCAACUGAUCUGGUGUUCAUACAUGCAGUGUGUGGUAUCAUUGCAGUCAUUCUUGGGUUAACCAAUCCUAUUAUGGCAAUAUUUAGACCUCAUCCUGGGGAACCAAAACGUCAUGUUUUCAACUGGGCUCAUUGGGCCGUCGGCAACUCUGCGUUCAUACUCGCUAUCGCAUGUAUUUUUAUUGGAAUGGAUCUGUCUGCAUUGGACCUUCCGCAGUAUACAACCUGGGUCUUUGUAGGCUGGGUUUGCUUUCAUGUUCUCAUAGAACUUUUUCUGGAAGUCACUAAAUGUGUUGCAAAAAAUGAUG
Messenger RNA from Saccoglossus kowalevskii, 796 nucleotides. RefSeq names its product ferric reductase 1-like. Lineage: Eukaryota; Metazoa; Hemichordata; Enteropneusta; Harrimaniidae. The record is from RefSeq and is a predicted model, not a curated record. Gene Ontology annotation, cellular component: membrane.